This is a messenger RNA of Drosophila suzukii, 1665 nucleotides long. Lineage: Eukaryota; Metazoa; Arthropoda; Insecta; Diptera; Drosophilidae. The record is from RefSeq and is a predicted model, not a curated record.
AUGUUCCACGAGGACAUGAUGGGAGCACUGCUGGAGGACGAAGAAGUGUCCAUCACCCUACGAUUCGGGACCUCCCACAUCGAGGCGAACCCUCCGCGUCGUGACAACGAGGAUUCGGUACCGACGCCGGUUCGCCGAACCGACAGAACAUCUCGGAAAGGGUGGUCGUCGAGCGACGUCGAGUUGGUGGAGGACCCGCGGGUGGAGCAACGGCGAUGGCGGCUUCGCAAAGCGGUCAACCGGGCCGACGGACGCAUCCCGACUGGCGCGGCAGAGGUGGAGUGGGCUAGCGAAGAGCCGCCCCAGGACCAGCUGGCUCCCAGUAGCCAUGCCGAGGCUGUGGUAGCGGCUACGUGGGAGUUUCGACGAAAGUGCGAGGCGCGAAGGCGGAGCGAGGAGCGGCGGUUAAAGGAGAUGGAGGAGUCGCCGGACACCCGGACGUUCGUGGCCGAAGGAGUUAGGUGGCGACAGCAGACGGUUGUCUGGACCUGGCCGGAGGGACCCGUAGAGGAGACGGCAGCGACGGAGGAGCCCCGAAUCUGGGAAGAAAGUGGUCCCCGGGUAAGCCCGCUGGAUCCCAGACCGGAGCAGUGGGCACCACCGACGCCGAGCACCGGACCAACAACGUCAAGGACAGGGCCAUCGACGCCAAUGCCUACCGGGAGCGCGACGGUAAGCGCGGAGCCAGAUGAGCCGCUGGAGCGAGGAGCCUGGGUGUGGCCCGAGCCCGUGGAAGGUGGCCGACCUCCGCUCAAACGGCAGCACUCGGCGCCCGAAGUGUCCGAGGUGGUGACACGGCCGAAAUUGUCGCGGACGGUCGACGUCGAGUUGGUGGAGGACCCGCGGGUGGAGCAACGGCGAUGGCGGCUUCGCAAAGCGGUCAACCGGGCCGACGGACGCAUCCCGACUGGCGCGGCAGAGGUGGAGUGGGCUAGCGAAGAGCCGCCCCAGGACCAGCUGGCUCCCAGUAGCCAUGCCGAGGCUGUGGUAGCGGCUACGUGGGAGUUUCGACGAAAGUGCGAGGCGCGAAGGCGGAGCGAGGAGCGGCGGUUAAAGGAGAUGGAGGAGUCGCCGGAGUGGCAGGCCCAACUGCGGAUGGCCGAGGAGGAGGAGCAGCAGCUCACCCGGACGUUCGUGGCCGAAGGAGUUAGGUGGCGACAGCAGACGGUUGUCUGGACCUGGCCGGAGGGACCCGUAGAGGAGACGGCAGCGACGGAGGAGCCCCGAAUCUGGGAAGAAAGUGGUCCCCGGGUGAGCCCGCUGGAUCCCAGACCGGAGCAGUGGGCACCACCGACGCCGAGCACCGGACCAACAACGUCAAGGACAGGGCCAUCGACGCCAAUGCCUACCGGGAGCGCGACGGUAAGCGCGGAGCCAGAUGAGCCGCUGGAGCGAGGAGCCUGGGUGUGGCCCGAGCCCGUGGAAGGUGGCCGACCUCCGCUCAAACGGCAGCACUCGGCGCCCGAAGUGUCCGAGGUGGUGACACGGCCGAAAUUGUCGCGGACGGUGUCGGCGCCGGAGGGCCAGCGAUGGCGAGAGAUCGCCAGCCGACGUCGAGUUGGUGGAGGACCCGCGGGUGGAGCAACGGCGAUGGCGGCUUCGCAAAGCGGUCAACCGGGCCGACGGACGCAUCCCGACUGGCGCGGCAGAGGUGGAGUGGGCUAG